Molecule: messenger RNA, 729 nt
Organism: Heterostelium album PN500
Lineage: Eukaryota; Evosea; Eumycetozoa; Acytosteliales; Acytosteliaceae
Exons: 3
Coding region: 1-729 (242 amino acids)
Source: RefSeq, a predicted model, not a curated record
AUGUCAAAUAGUAAUAGUAAUCAUAAUAAUCAUAAUAGUAACGGUAUUGACGAUAAAAAUGAUAAUCAAAAUAAUAAUAAUCAUAAUGAUAUAGAUAAGAAUAAUAGUGAUAAUGAAAUUAGUAGUGAUGAUGGUGAUGACGAAGUUGGUACCUAUGAUUAUGACGAUGAUGAUGAUUAUAGUGUUAAUGUAGAUAUGAUUAAUUUAAACAUAAAAGAUAGUAUAGAAGCUGUUGUAUAUAAAAGAAAUGAUAAUGAGGAUGAGGACGAUGAUGAUGAGGAUGAUAUAGAAGAUGAUGAUGAUGAUAAUAAUUAUCAAAGUGAAAGUAAUAUCGAUAAUCAUAAAAAACAACUAUUAAACAAAAAACAACAACAACAACAACAAAAUAAACAAAUUCCACAAAAGAAACUACCACAACAACAUAAACCAUCAACAUUUGGUCAAAGAAUGUCAACACCUACCGGAUCGAUACCUUCAUCCUUCGCACCAACUUCACCAUCAACACCGAAAACACCAAAAUCAAAUAAUAAUGAUAAUGAAGUUAUUCAAUUAAGACAAGAAGUAAAUAGAUUAAAACAACAAUUAAAGCAGUCGGUUCAUAGUAACAAUGUACUGGAGUUUAAAAUUCAAUUAUUAUUAGAUAUGUACAAUCAGCAAUUCCAACAAAACUAUCCUGCCUAUCAUCAACAAGAUGCCCAUCCACAAUCUCACCAUAACCAACAAAACUGA